AACACAUGCAGCGCUAGUGUACUGUUUUAAGUACAUCAUCUUUAAAAUCACAUAUCUAUUGUUUCUCGGUUAUAGAUAAAAUCGAGAAAGUUAUUUUGCGUGUCUGACGUUAAAAAAGUUAUAUGUUACUAAAUAAGUUACAUAUUCUUAUCGCAUAUCUAUAUCUGUACUGGUCAAUAAGUACUUAAGAGAAACUUUCACCGAAUAACCUCUAAAAUGAGAACUAGUUUUGUAUUGUGAUUUUCAUGUAACGUGAUAAUAUUUUAUCUUCUUUUUAUUGUGUAAAAUUCAUAUUUCAAGAUGACUACACCUGUAGCUCCAAAGGUACCAGUUGCACCCUCUGUACAGGAAUUCAGUAUUCGAGUACCAAAAAAUAACAAAAAGAAGCAUAAUGUAAUGCGUUUUAACGCGACACUAAACGUCGAUUUUUCAAAAUGGUCCCAAGUAAAAAUGGAACGCGAAAAUAACAUGAAGGAGUACAAAGGAGUGGAAGAAGAAAUGCCAAAAUUUGGAGCUGGAUCUGAGUUUGGCAGAGACGCGAGAGAAGAAGCUAGAAGAAAAAAGUUUGGUAUCACUAGCAGAAAGUAUAAACCAGAAGACCAGCCAUGGAUAUUAAAAUCCGGAGGAAAAACCGGGAAAAAGUUUAAAGGUAUCAGAGAAGGUGGUGUGAGUGAAAAUGCUGCAUAUUAUGUCUUCACACAUGCUUCUGAUGGAGCCAUAGAGGCUUUCCCAUUACACGAAUGGUAUAACUUUCAACCAAUCCAAAGAUACAAAGCAUUAAGUGCCGAGGAAGCGGAGCAAGAAUUUAGUCGUAGAAAUAAAGUAAUGAAUUAUUUUUCAUUGAUGUUGCGUAAAAGACUUAGAAACGAUGAAGAGGGUGCAGAUGAUGAAGAAAUGAUAGAGGGUGGAAAGGGUAAAAAACCAGGUAAAAAAGAGAAGGAGUUAAAAAUUUCCGAAAUGGAUGAAUGGAUGGACAGCGAUGACGAUGACUCGAAUAGUAAUGAUGAUGAAACUAAGAAAAACUCGGAAGAAGAAGAGGAUCUUAAAAAGAAGAAAAAAGCCAAAGCUAAUUCCCAGAAAAAGAAAAAGAAGAACGCUUCAGACGAUGAAGCAUUUGAAGAGAGCGAUGAUGGAGACGAAGAAGGCAGAGAAUGUGAUUAUAUUUCCGAUUCCUCGGAUUCCGAAUCAGAAUUGGAACAACAGAAGGAAAUCAAGUCUGUUGUAGAAGAAGAUGCAUUAAGAAAAUUGCUUGCAUCUGAUGAAGACGAGGAUGAUGAAGAACAGGCGGAUAAAAAGGAUGGUGAUGAAGAUAAAGAUGAAGAUGAUGAAAAUAAAGAGAAAGAAGAUAAAGAUAAAGAUAAGACAAGUAAAGAUGCAGAUAAGAAGAAAGAUAAAAAGAAGAAGAAAAAAUUAGCUAAGAAAAAAGAUUUGAAGAAACUUGGGUCUGGAAAGGAUUCUUCUAGCGAUUUCUCUAGUGAUUCAGGAUCAGACUCUGAUGCAGUAAAGGAGAAAGAUAAUAAAAAAUCAAAUAGUGCACACAGUUCAAGAUCUGCAACGCCUACACCUGCUGGAAUAUCUGAUUCUAUGAAGAGAAAACAAUCUGGUUCUCCAGAUUUAUCACAGUCAAAGAAAUUGAAGUUAGAGAAUAGCAAUCUAGUACCACUAACUGCUUACAUUCCAGGAGCUAGUGAAUCUGGAAUCUCGGAAGAUGCGGUCAGGCGUUACCUUAUGCGUAAACCAAUGACAACAACCGAACUCUUACAAAAGUUUAAAUCCAAGAAAACAGGUCUUACUUCUGAACAGUUAGUUAAUGUAAUGACUCAGAUACUGAAAAAGAUUAAUCCGACCAAACAAACGAUAAAAAAUAAAAUGUACUUGUCUAUAAAAACACAAUCCAAUUGAUAUGUAUGAAUAUUUUUAUAGAAUAGAACAAUUGUCUAAUAUAUCCUGUAAUAUUUAUUUUACUUAAUAUGUAAAAUACUUUGUAUAAUCAUAAAAUAAAUUAAUUAAA
Molecule: messenger RNA, 2011 nt
Organism: Osmia lignaria (orchard mason bee)
Lineage: Eukaryota; Metazoa; Arthropoda; Insecta; Hymenoptera; Megachilidae
Gene: TfIIFalpha
Product: transcription factor IIFalpha
Biological process (GO): positive regulation of transcription elongation by RNA polymerase II; transcription initiation at RNA polymerase II promoter
Cellular component (GO): transcription factor TFIIF complex; nucleus
Molecular function (GO): TFIIF-class transcription factor complex binding; RNA polymerase II general transcription initiation factor activity; DNA binding
Source: RefSeq, a predicted model, not a curated record